UGCGAAAAACAACAAGUCAACGAACAACAGCAACGUCCUUUCGCUCCAAGGAUCAACGAUGGAGAAAACGAUGGAUUAUCUCGGAAACGUUGGGUCUCUGCGUAACGGCGAGUUUCCGGAGAAAGAUUGUCUCUUUCCUCUCGUUUCUAAGCUGCUCGGUUACUUCCUCGUCGCUGUUUCAAUGACCGUCAAGCUUCCUCAGAUAAUGAAAAUCUUGGAGAAUAAGAGUGUAAGAGGCUUAAGCGUUGCAGCAUUCGAGUUCGAAGUGCUUGGUUACACAAUCUCACUCGCGUAUUGUCUUGAUAAGAAGCUUCCUUUCUCAGCUUAUGGCGAACUUGCGUUUCUUUUGAUCCAAGCUUUGAUCUUGGUGGCUUGUAGCUAUUACUUCUCUCGAACUCUCUCUGUUUCAACUUGGGUUAGAGCAGUUCUGUACUUUGCUUUAGCACCGAUUUUGUUUACUGGUCGGGUUGAUCCUUUAGUGUUCGAAGCUCUUUAUGGUUCAAAGUAUUUGAUACUGCUGUCUUCGAAAGUUCCUCAAAUUUUGAAGAAUUUCAGAAACAAGAGCACCGGGCAGCUUAGUUUCUCGACUUGUUUGAUGAACUUGGGUGGAGCCAUGGCGAGAGUUUUCACCAGCGUUCAGGAGAAUGCUCCGUUUAGUAUGGUUAUGGCUAUUGUUCUUGCUGUCUCCAUGCAUGGUAUCAUCAUGAUUCAGAUUCUUUUGUACAUGUCAAAAGGAGAAGAAAAGCAAGUGAAUGAUAAAAAGAUGUCAUGAGAAUCAUGUAAACUAAAAGAUGUUUACACUCAUUUUUUUAUAUUAUGGAUUAAAUAAAA
Molecule: messenger RNA, 831 nt
Organism: Brassica oleracea var. oleracea
Lineage: Eukaryota; Viridiplantae; Streptophyta; Magnoliopsida; Brassicales; Brassicaceae
Product: mannose-P-dolichol utilization defect 1 protein homolog 1-like
Exons: 2
Coding region: 59-772 (237 amino acids)
Source: RefSeq, a predicted model, not a curated record